Molecule: messenger RNA, 414 nt
Organism: Zasmidium cellare ATCC 36951
Lineage: Eukaryota; Fungi; Ascomycota; Dothideomycetes; Mycosphaerellales; Mycosphaerellaceae
Exons: 1
Coding region: 1-414 (137 amino acids)
Source: RefSeq, a predicted model, not a curated record
AUGGCCUCGAAUCCCUCAACUGUAGAUCGACACUGCAGCGGACCUCGUCAUCACCACCACCACCAUCAAAACUCCUCCAGCACCUCCACCACCGAAACCCAAUCCCUCGGCCCAGAUCUCCAACGCAGCCCAUCCAACACCAUGACAGAGUCAACAACUUCCGCAACAUACACCCACUCUUCCAAUUCCUCCUAUCACCCCUACCUAGGAGACCGGCAACUCAACGCCAUCGAAUCCUGGAAAACUUCCGUUCAGGCCAAGUCGACUUGUCCGAUGAGAGUGGCCGGGGAGGAUCCUGUUAUCGAGGCGUAUUUGCAGACGAAGAUGGCGCUUUUUCGGAGUUUGGCUGGUGUUAAGGAUGGGGAGGGGGGUGUUGGGGGUGAAUCAUCGCCGCCAGACGGUGAGUGUAGGUGA